Molecule: messenger RNA, 1725 nt
Organism: Wallemia mellicola CBS 633.66
Lineage: Eukaryota; Fungi; Basidiomycota; Wallemiomycetes; Wallemiales; Wallemiaceae
Exons: 5
Coding region: 143-1558 (471 amino acids)
Source: RefSeq, a predicted model, not a curated record
GGAGCAACAUCAUAAAACGACAAGAUAAUAACAAAUUUCGAAUUAUGCCAUUAUUCAUAAUUUUUUAUAAAAAAUCAUUUAAUGUGAAUUACGCAGUUGUGAACUUGUUGAGUGGUGACGACGACGAUCUACGCAAUAAAGAAUGCGUUUAUUUAAUAAAUACAAUAGCUAUGAUCUGUUACCUGGAUAUAGCAAUAAUAAUGGUUUAUUCUCCACUAAUAAUAGGAGAAGGAUCGCGCUUUACACGGAUCGUUUAAAGCCCUCAGGCAGUUUCAUAACUGGUCUGACCGUCGCCUCACUAGUUUUCACAUUCUUGUCUGUAUUCCCUAGGGCUCCACCUUCAAUCCCAUUCGCAUUCGAGGAGCCACAGCCGGAAAAGCCAGAUUGCUUGAGUUGUAGUUUGGAUCCAAACGUAGCGCUGGUAGACAGUCAUAGCGUAUCUAAGCCACUCGCUGAUCCUACACUGAACAAGCAAUUGUCAGAGUCCCAAUGUCUAAAGGAGUAUGAUGGUCUCUUCUAUGAAGCUGAACGUGCUUUCGAUUGGUGGUCAGAAAGAGGCGGUAUCACUAAAGAACACCUCGAGAAAGCUUCAGAUAAAGCUCACGGCAGAGUUGUAAUUCAUAAUAACAGGAUGUACGUUAAGGAAUACAGACACGGUGAUGUCAAUACCAGAGCUAUGGCUACCUUCGCAGCUAUUCAUGAAGCAGUUUUAACAUCUCCAGGUGCUAUUCCUAACGUCGAAUUUACAUUCCAAAUUCAAGAUGCAGGUGAUUCAUAUGAUGAACCAAUUCCUACAUUUGUUUUAGAUAGGACUGCCGAUCAACCUGAACUUUGGUUGAUGCCAGACUUCGGUUUCUGGUCAUGGCCUGAACCUAAAGUAGGAUCAUACGUUGAAGUCAGAGAUAAGGCAGGAAAAUGGGAAUCUAAACAUUCUUGGUCAGAGAAAUUACCAAAAGUAUUCUGGAGAGGUGCAUCACUUGGACUACCAAUUCGUGAUCAAUUGGUUGAUGCUGCUAGGGGUCACGCUUGGUCAGAUGUUAAAAUAAUGAAUUGGGGUGAUAUCCAACCCGGCGAUUUACUCACGAUGGAAGAACAUUGUGGAUUCCAAUACUUGAUACACGUUGAAGGUGUCGCUUAUUCAGGUAGACUGAAGUACCUCCUUCAAUGCCACUCAGUCUCAGUCAUGCACGAAAUGAAAUUCAUUCAACACUUCCAUCACCUUUUAGAUGGACACACAAACUCAACGAAUCAAAAUGUUGUUAUAGUACCUUUACCUGAAAAGAGACCUGGUAGUAAUACUGAGCCAGACCCUUGGCAACGUUUACCAGAGGUUAUGAACGAAUUAAGAAAGCACCCAGAUAGAGUUAGGCAGAUCGCAGAUAAUAGCUGGAAUGGUUUAAGAAAUAGAUACCUCACACCUUCAGCUACAGUUUGCUAUUGGAGACGAUUAUUUAGCCUUUGGCAUGAAGCACAGGCAUUCGAAGUUGAAGUAGGCGAUGACUACAUCCCGUAUGAAAGUUUCAUGCUCAUGGGUACAACCGAUUGGUCUGCUCACUAGAUACGUCCUCAUAAUCAUUUCCAUCAUCAACAUUAAUUACCGACUUGUAAAGUAAUCAACUACACUCUCAAUUCGAUUAGAGACAAAACUUUAUCUUUUACUUAGUUUUAGCGUAAGAUCUCGACGAUAGAAUAUUAAUCUUCCUUUCUUGUUAGAUAAAUACAUUU